Dreissena polymorpha is the source of this 2140-nucleotide messenger RNA. RefSeq lists its product as uncharacterized. The record is from RefSeq and is a predicted model, not a curated record. The coding region runs from base 364 to 1263 and encodes 299 amino acids. Lineage: Eukaryota; Metazoa; Mollusca; Bivalvia; Myida; Dreissenidae. The transcript has 5 exons.
AUGUGCGCUUCCGUAGAAUAAUUCACAAUACACGCAAAAUUGGAAUGAAUAGACAUAGUUUGCGAUUGGUCCAGUUUUGGAUAAUUUAAUUACAAUAUAAUUUCUGUUUAUAUUUGUAUAGUUUGUUGGAUUAUAUAGCAGACGAAAUCGAAAGUGGAUGAGAGUAAUAUAAAACACAACAUACUGUGUCUACAUGCCGUGCAGCUUCGCGAAACAUGCACAAUGAACGCUUGAUCUGUUAUCGCAUACACGAGGCGUUCUGUGAAAUAUAAGCAUUCACGACAUCCUUUUCAUUAAUUAAGCGAAUAAUUGUAACAUAAACCGUGUGCGGAUAAUUAAUUACAUCAUAUUUGUUUUGGAAAAAUGGCGUUUACAAAAUAUCACCUCGUUGUUUUAUCCGCUGGAACCAUAGUGUUAUUGGUCGGGGUGCGGCUUUACUUCGACAGGGAAACUUACAUGAACUUGUAUAAAAGCGAGUUGGAGCGUUCCGGGACUGUCCGGACCAUACACCCGGAACCAGAAACGGACACGUCCGUAGAUGCUUUGGAAACCAUGGCAGCCAUGAUUCAGCAGCGGAAUAACAUCUCCAGAAUCCUUAAUUUGAAGCAACAGAAAAUAGGCCAGCUAGAAUGCGAGGCGACAGCUAAAGGCAAUGGCGAGAAGGUCUCCUCUACGGGCGGCUGGUGCGCUCAGACUAGCGUGGAGGACUCGGGGCAACAUAAGACUGACACCAAACUGGUUCCCGUACUGGCCGAGUUCUUCGAAGGCAAGUACGUGGGUUCGUUUGGUGAUGGUCCCGGGCGAUACAAACAACUGCUGCUUGAAACCAAGAAGUUGAAAGGCUACGAUGCGUAUGACGGGGCCCCGUUCAGUGAGAAGACUUCGGACGGUCGAGUGUCCUUCCUGGACCUGACCCUGCCGCAGUACGGGCUGCCGCUGUACGACUGGGUCAUGAGUCUGGAGGUCGCCGAGCACAUCCCGCAAGAUUACGAGGCCAUCUUCAUCGACAACAUCGUGAGGCACGCCAGGGAAGGCGUGGUUUUGAGUUGGGCUGUACCAGGUCAAGCUGGGUAUUCCCAUAUAAACAACAGACCUUUUGAAUACGUGAAAGACCUGUUCCACAGACUUGGGUUUGAACACGAUCCCGAGAGUUCGAACAUGCUUAAGAAGGCGGCAAAAUUGGAGUGGCUUCAGGCGAACAUCAAUGUUUACAGGAGAAAGGAUCUGUCACGUAUUGAUAGCAUUAAAACAUUCCUUACUUAAUUGAAUGUCUUGUUCCAAAUGCGCUGUACAUUUAACGCACGCAAAAUCAACGUCGAGCAAACAUUAAAAACGUAAAUGUACGUUUUGCAAGACGUGAGCUUCAACUAUGUGGCGCGUUUUCUUGAAAAUAUCGUGUCCUCUCUUGUUUCGUUGUAACAUGACAUAGACGUUUGAUUUUACAGUUUUUAAUGCAUUUAAAUCUCUUUUUUUGAAACUCGUAAAUAUUUAUGAUUUUGUUUUUGUUUACUGUGAAACCAUUUAUUUUCGUCAGCACGAAAUUUCGUCCUUGAUUGUUCGUUAGGAUCUUGAAUUCGUCCAUAGUUCGAAGGACGAAAAAGACGAAAAUUAAUGUCUUACGAAUAAUAAUGGUUUCACAGUAAUUCUUUAUUUGUUCAUGCCAUAACAUAAUUAAAAUGAGCCCCGCUCUGGGUAAGCGGGGUUUAAUGCAUGUGUGUUAAGUGUCGUCCAAAAUAUGACUGGGAAAGCGGGGUUUAAUGCAUGUGUGUUAAGUGUCGUCCAAAAUAUGACUGGGAAAGCGGGGUUUAAUGCAUGUGUGUUAAGUGUCGUCCUAAAUCUGACUGGGAAAGCGGGGUUUAAUGCAUGUGUGUUAAGUGUCGUCCUAAAUCUGACUGGGAAAGCGGGGUUUAAUGCAUGUGUGUUAAGUGUCGUCCUAAAUAUGACUGGGAAAGCGGGGUUUAAUGCAUGUGUGUUAAGUGUCGUCCUAAAUCUGACCUAUCUGACCUAUCUGACUGUGUGGAAAUAUUUUUUCCCGUUAUAUAAGACAUGUAUGACUAUUAUGAUAUUAAAUGUGGGAAACACACAGCCAAUGUGCAAUGCUACACAUUUUGAAUAAAAAAAAAGUUUUAUUCGGUGGCCA